Molecule: messenger RNA, 2817 nt
Organism: Trichoderma aggressivum f. europaeum
Lineage: Eukaryota; Fungi; Ascomycota; Sordariomycetes; Hypocreales; Hypocreaceae
Exons: 1
Coding region: 1-2817 (938 amino acids)
Biological process (GO): tRNA 5'-leader removal
Cellular component (GO): nucleolar ribonuclease P complex; ribonuclease MRP complex
Source: RefSeq, a predicted model, not a curated record
AUGGCCUCGAAUCAUGCCACAGGCGGACAAUCCGGUCCGGCCUCCAAAAAGCGCGGCGCUCCCGCUGCCAACGGCCGAAGCGAUGCGUUCAUGCAGAAGCGCGCCAAGGUUCACGCCGCACGCACCAUCCCCUCACAGGCUGCCGACGCUGCACUCAAGGAUGGCGAGCUGGACCUGGUGGCCUUUGUGGCUGUUCACGAGUUUGAGAUUCGCGCUUUGGAACAGAGCAUGGCCACGUCCAAGGCAGUGGGGAGCAGCAGGGCUUUCCAACAGGUGCCCCGCGGCAUGAGAAGACGGACAGCGAGUCACAAUCCCAAGCGGGUGCCUCGAAGGCUGCGGGCAAGGGCCGGAAGGGAGAUGGCCGAAGACAACACUCCCCUGGUUGAGUCGCGAAGAAGGAAGCCAAGGACGACGAGGGCAAGAAUACGAGCUCAGAUGGCCAAGAGACUUCGGAUACUCGCGGCCCGGAAGAGGAAGAGGAAGCAAAGCAAGACCGACGACAAUAACCAGCACGACCCAAAGGAGGCGGCCAAAGACGUUGGUGUUGUGGGAAGGGCUCCCAGACCCAAGAUACGGAGGAACGCGCUCAACGAACCGCCGAAGCCGCCUGCAAAGUUCAGAAAACGCCAGAUGAACAAAACCUGGCUGCCAACGCAUCAAUGGCAUGCAAAGAGGGCUCGCAUGACGGAACCCAAGGAGCCCUUGUGGCGCUUCGCCAUUCCGCUGACGCCAAACGAGAAGAUUUAUCGGCCGACACACAGGGCGCAGGGAGAGCGCGGCACCAUGGUUUGGGACAUGACUUAUAUGAGCACGAUUGGUCUAUACGGAAACGUUGCCGGCAUGAGGAGAGUCCUUCAGAGGGUCGGAGUGACGCACGACUCUUGCUGGGACGACAGAGGGAGUAAAUGGAGGCGGGGCACCAGAGCGUGGACUGGCAUCUUGAAUAGAGAGAGAGUCGGGGUUCAGCGGCCCAUGUGCCAGUCGACCAUCGUUUGGGACCCUGAGCCACAGUCGCAGUCACAGUCACAGUCACAGUCACAGUCACAGAACGCCGAGCAAGAUCAGGGAGAGGGUGAGAUGGAGCAAGACGGGGCUGAGAAAAAGACGCAGAGACGGGUAUUCAUCAGGGUCCAUCCUUCAGCUUUCCUAGAGCUGUUCAAUGAGCUGCUACGCUUGACAAAGAUGGAAAACCCCCGGUUAUACAUUGAGGACCUGCGGUUCGAAAUCGGGAGCAUUGAGCUCUCCGGACCUGCUUCCACCGAGACACUGCUAUCUGUCCUGGCGGCGUACCCGUCUGGGUCGAGCCCAAAGAACAAGCAUGCCGAGCUAUUCGAGUCAUUAAAGGGAUUAACAAAUCCGGCAGCCCUACCGCACAAUUCAAUUCUAAACUUUACAGCCCAAGAUCCUCGGUUGAGAUACCCGCCGCGGAGGAUGGAGUUUCCCGAGAACGAACAGGCACAGACACAAUUAUUUACCACAAUCGCCAAGUGGCCCGCUGAAGAGAACCUGCAGCCCUCGCUUCUAUUCGACCGACAUGCUCGUCACAAGGCCUCACGUUUGCCGUCUCAAAAGUCCAUCAACAGAAGGAGGAGUAAAGUCACGUCUGGGGCUCUGUUGAAGCCAACAAGCCUGGACCCUCCCGUUCCCAUCACUCUCAUUGCCUCGCGUUCUGCAGCAGGUACACGGGCGCAAGGAACGUGGACUCUCCUUGCGCCCUGGAAGUGCAUCCUCCCUCUGUGGUACAGCAUCGUUCAUUGCCCGCUGGUCUCAGGUGGCAACCCGCGGUUUGCAGGGCUGAGCGAGACAAUGCAAGUUGCCUUUGAGCGCAACCUUGCGUGGUUCCCAGCUGACUUUCUCGGAACCGAUGCUGGGGCGGAAUGGGAGCUUGAGCAGAGACGGAGGCGAAAGAGGGAGUGGGCGAGACGCCCCAAAAGCAAGAGGGUCGAGUGGGCGUCCCUCAACCUGGGCGCAGGGCGACAGGGCGAGAUUGGGGAUGGACACGCCUGCGACUUUGAAUACUUGUUUGGUCUUGUACAGCAGCCGACACGGCAGCAGAACAAGGGCCCGAGAGCCUCGCCGGACGGCACUUUGGGAGAAGCAAUGGAGGUUGAUGGCCAAGGCUCAGCGCCCAUCGAAAAGAAGAACGACGACAUGCCAUACCUCAAGCUGUUGAGUAGCAUCCCCAAGGCCUCAUUCAACAGUCUUGUGUCGCCAUCCCCGACUACUCAGCCCCUCCCUCCAAACGCAAUAUCUUGUGUCCGCAUAGCACUCCUCUCACGAGGCGUUGUCAGCCCAUGCGCGAGAAUAUACCGCCUCCCGUCUGUUCCCACCUCCAUACCACCCUCGUCCGACGCAGAAGUCCCCGCGAGCAUACCUCCAGAAGCGACAUCUCUCCCAUCGGAUCUUCGUUCACAGUGGCUGUCACGCAUGCCAUCGUCUUCAACUCCAAAGUCUGCAUCGUCUUCCCAAUCUCAGCCCAAGAGAAGGACGGCGUCUCGAUUAGACGACAUGGAGACGCGAAAACGCCUUCUAGCACAAGAGCUCCUCGCUGCUCCACCGAGCCUGGACGGCACCCCGGCACCGAACGAGGUCGAUAUCGGAGGACACCAUCCGCUCGUGCCCAACGCGGAGGACCUCAUCGGCUUCGUCACCACGGGGUCGUUUUGCCUGGCCAACGGCCGAGGCACCGCCAUUGGGAGCAUAGCCGUGGAGAAGGUGCUGCCAGACGUCAGGGCAAACGCCAAGGAGGGAAGGCUGUGCAUUGUGAGGAACGCCGGCGAGAAUGUCGGCUGGAUUGCGAGAUGGGAGGUUGUUUAA